CCCAAGCGCCGUUUCCUGCUCCAGCCGGGCGGGAGGCACCUGGGCCUCCGCCUCCUCCCCCCUCCCUGAGGAGGCACCUGGGCCUCCGCCUCCCCCGCCCUCCCUUUCUCCGCCCUCCGCUGGUUUCGACUUUCUUUCCCCGCCCGGAAGCUCACCGGCGAAGCGGCCACGUUACCUCAGUCGGAGCGGAGCGGCCCCGGGGCUGGCGGCGGCUCCCACCCCCCACCCCCCACCCCCGCCCCGCGGCGCCCUCUUUGGACCAGCGGCCGGCUUUUCCCGCGCGCGGCGUCUGAGGCGCCCCCCGCACCUGGCCAGAAACCUGCCCCUUUGUCAGCAUCUUCUUAGCAGAUCCAGAGGACUUCCCUGCCUUCCCCUGAUGUGAACUGGCCGGCUGCUGGGCGCCAUGGCUGAGCCUGCAGGAGAAGAGGUCAUUUCAUGCCAAGUUCGAGAAGUCUGCCAUGAGUGUGGGCAGUCCCACCUGUUGCCAGACAAUCAUCUCUAUAACUUCCAGGAUGAAGUGGACGAUGAGCUGGUCUGCCACAUUUGCCUUCAGCCUUUGCUUCAGCCGAUGGACACGCCUUGUGGACACACGUACUGUUUCAAGUGCCUGGAAAACUUCAUGCAGGAGUACAGCUUCUGUCCUAUGGAUCGGAAAAAACUCUCUUUCCAGCACUGCCGGAAGUCCAGCCUGCUGGUGCGGAACCUUCUGGACAAGCUCCUGGUCCUCUGUCCCUUUCAAGAGGAGUGCAAGCAGACAAUGCAGCGGUGCGAGUUGGAGGCCCACUUGCAGAAUAGGUGCCCUGGCUUCAGGAAAUACAGAGCUCAACUGGACAGCAAGAAGAAUCCUCGCUCCAGGUUGACAGGCGACUCCCUUUUGGGACUGGAAGCAAAUACUCUGAAAGAGCCUGAGAUAGCGAAUGGGCUAUCCACACUGGUCGCUGAAAGCUCAGUUGCUGCUGUGGUCUCCUUGGAAGAACCCGGGCUGGUUAAUCCAGCUUUUGAUGGGAGUGAAGAAGAUUUGCCUCAAAGAGCUAGUCUUUUAGCGGAGACCAGUUUGAUUGAAAUACACCGAGACGACCCUGAGGAAGACCUUGGGAUGCGGAUAGUGGGUGGUAAAGACACACCGCUUGGUAAUAUCAUUGUCCAAGAGGUUCCUCGGGAUUCUGUUGCUGGCACAGAUGGCAGGAUAGCACCUGGAGAUCAUAUCCUGGAGGUGAACGGUGUCAACAUUAGCAGUGUGACUCAUAGCCAAGCCAUCUCCUUGCUGCGCCAGCCCUGUGUGGCACUCCACCUCCUAGUGCUGCAAGAGAAAGGGUUUACCACCAGGCCUGAGCAACUGGAUUCCAACCCUAUGAUAAACCAGGAAGUGAUCCACGUCACUCUUGUGAAGAGAGAGCCAUCGGAACCCCUUGGCAUCAAAUUGAUCAGAAAAGCUGACGAACCAGGAAUUUUUAUUCUGGACUUGCUAGAUGGAGGUCUGGCUUCCAAGAAUGGGAAACUGAGUCGGAAUGAUAAAGUCCUUUCCAUCAAUGGGCAGGAUUUACAACAGGGAACACCUGAGACAGCUGCACAAAUAAUCCAGUCUAGUGAAGCAAGAGUCAACUUUGUCGUUCUCCGUCAUUCGGGAAUACAGCUACCAUAUUCUGUUGAAGACAGCAGCACCUCCAACAACAGCAGCAGCAGCAGCAAUGGAGGCAGCCCGGUGCUCCGUCGCAGGAGAACUGCACAGAAUCGCUAUCGAAGAAAGUCGUGCUAUCAGAAGGCGCUUCCUCAAGGGUACCUCAGCCAGGACAAAGUGGUGACGAUAAAAAAGGAGCCAAAAGAAUCCCUUGGAAUAACAAUUGGAGGUGGGAGAGACAGUAAACACAGACUCCCUAUUUAUGUGACCAGCGUCCAACCUGUUGGGUGCCUCUUCAGGGACGGUAGGAUUAAAAAAGGAGAUGUGCUUCUGACUAUCAACAAUAUUGAUUUGACUCAUCUAAACUACAGCGAAGCUGUCUCUGCAUUGAAAUCAAAUGCAGCGUUGCAAGCCUAGUCAGUGGCUUUGGAAGCCAGCCCUGGGAGAUCAUUGUGUGCCAGAGAAGACGCUGGUUGAGUCAGUGGAGAUUCCUGUGAGAGCAGAGAAGGCGGUUCGGGUUGAGCAGGUCUCCCUCUAGCUUGCAGGUCAGGUGGCUCUUGGAUUACCCAGCUACCUCCACUUCUGUCAAGAUAUUGUCUUGCGUAAAAGCAGCCUGGAGAGCUGGGGAUUCAGCAUCGUCGGUGGGUUUGAAGAAAAUAAAGGGAACCAGCCCUUCUUCAUUAAAACCGUUGUCCCUGGAACACCGGCCUUCUGGGACAAAAGACUGAGGUGCGGAGAUGAAAUUGUGGCCGUCAACGGUGUGUCUGCUGUAGGCAUGAGCUAUUAAGCGCCAUUGUUGAUUCCCAUGUUGGAAGCGAACAACGCAACAAGGACAGGACGCUGACCGCGGGUGUCUUGGUCAAGCAGCCGAAAGUGUAGUGGUAGGACCUCUGUCUUCCUGUACAGUCAAAUUCUGGAAUUCCUCCCGCCAUGGAUGGCGCAGCGAAUGAAUCGAGAGGACAGUGAAUGGACCACUUUUGCCACUCAGGGCCUCCUCCAGACCCGUUGCUAUGCCAAAGGGAAUGUCGGUUGCGCCGGGCUCUCUGGCAGACGAGCAGGUUUCUGCCGUUAGAAUUCUGUCCCUAGAACAGUUAAAUUCCUCACCACCUUACAGGCACCCCCGAGGCCCUGCCCGCUUCCCUCCUGAACCAUGUCUUAAUCUUCCUCCAGAGCACAAGUGCGAGCCUGCUGGGGGAGGGGGCAGGCCUUCGAGAGGACGUGGCCCAAAACGCUCUAUAUUAGUAGCUAGUAUUUAACUUUUUGUGAGGUUGGUAGUCACACCAGUCUGCCAGCAGGAAGCAGCCACUAAAGGCAGGCUGUGGCAGGAACUACCCUGCCAAAGCUAGGUCUCUUCCCCCCCCCCCCUUUUUUUUUUAAGUAGCUAGAAAGUGUAUGUCCAAAUUCCACUGGCUGAGAUAACACCUUGCUAAUUUCUCUUCCCCACCCCUCGCUUUCACCUGCAGCGCUUUGUCCUCAAAGCAUCAGUGCCCAGGAAGGAAAGGCCGCUGAGAGGCCAGCUACCAUUGGAGCUUGCCCGGCCUUCUUUGGAGUUGGGCCUCCAGCUCUUCCAGGGGCUACCCCACUGCUGGCAAUGGAAAAAGCCGCUGGAAGAACAUUCAGAAACAGGUUUUCAGGGCUGAACGCAGCCCACCAUGUGGUGGAAUGCCAGUCCGUACCCUUCUACCUGCAAAGCCUAUCCCCAGUGAACCUGUUGAACUACCCACCCGCCACCCCCGGUGUCUUUUAUCUGAACCAGUCGCAAGUCCAAGUUGACGCAGGACCCCAUAUCUGUGACUUCAUGCUCCUCUUUCAUCCUCACUGCAGAGACUAGAAAUGGUCGUACAUCAGCAAGUGGGAAACUUCCGCAGUUUGGGGGAAGUCAAACAGAUGGUUGCAGCCCUGCUAGACUCAGGUGGACCAUCAGGGUGGACCAUCAGCCCUGCCCCACUCACAUCAAUGGCUGGCCACAGCACGGCAGUGUCCAGUAUCUAUGUUCUCCCAUCUACCCCACAGCUAGACCUUCAGUUGUGCCUUUUGGGGGGGGGGGGCAAAUAAUAGGUGAGCAGCUCGUCCUUGUGAGAGUCUUGGAACAAUAAAGCCCUUUCUGCUCUCCCCCUCUGGGGGGGCUUGUGACCCUUUUUCUCCCUGCUCCGGCUCCCUCCUUAGGAUCUCCGGAUUAACAGUUAAGAGCCCCACAUAGCAGUGUAAACAGUAAGCAAAAUUCAAACUUUGUAGUUUCAGGUGGUAAAUGCCGUGGCCGGUGACCAAGCCCCCCCAGGCAGGCAGAGUUGAAAAGGAGCCGUUUCUCCCUCGCAGAAUUUGCUUUCGCCUUCUUUACUCCUGCGGAAAGUUCCCCUCUUUGAGGGGAGGUUCCAUUGCAUCCAGCUCUCUCAACAAGCAGCUUCAUUGCAAGGUAAACCAGCUUAUAUUUGGCAGCAGCAGACUUCGAACAUCUGAUCUCUUAAGGGAUUUCAGAGCUAUGGAAGAAAGAACCUACAGGCAACUGCAAGUGCCAAGUCUCAACCCAGCACGCUGGCAAGCAGCGUUUCGCCGCUACCUGCAGGGCUCUGAAUUGUCACAUGCGGGUUGCGGCACAUCUCAGGAGAGAGGAACGCAUCACUGACCUGCCAGCACAGCAGUAGGUCAGCUUUUGAAUGGUCAGCCCUCUAGGUAGGGUCUGUUGCAACGUGUGUUUAUAAAAUAGAACGACGGGAGAGGAAAACAAGACUGAAGGACUGAUGUAAUACUAACCGGUAUGUCUCUUUACAACAAGAUCCCAACAACAAACUUGAGAAAACUAUCUUACUUCAACAUGUAUU
This is a messenger RNA of Sphaerodactylus townsendi, 4437 nucleotides long. RefSeq names its product ligand of Numb protein X 2-like. Gene Ontology annotation, molecular function: ubiquitin-protein transferase activity; metal ion binding; protein binding. The transcript has 10 exons. Lineage: Eukaryota; Metazoa; Chordata; Lepidosauria; Squamata; Sphaerodactylidae. The record is from RefSeq and is a predicted model, not a curated record. Bases 404 to 2035 code for a protein of 543 amino acids.